AUUCUUUGUCCAUAGAGUUUCGUACAACAGAGAAAGAUGGGAAAUUUUAAAGGUCAUGCACUUCCUGGGAGUUUUUUCCUUCUCUUUGGCUUAUGGUGGUCUGUGAAAUAUCCAAUCAUGCACCUCUGUCGAAGGAAAAAGAACUCAUCUUCCCUGGGUUCCAAGGCAGGAUUACGACGCUUAGAAUUUACUGAGGGCAUCAUCAAAACUGCCUUUGCUCUCAUUGGAAUGGUAGCUGAGCAGUUUGUUCCUGACGGACCUCAUCUGAAGCUGUACAGUUAUGAAAAGAAACAAUGGGAUCACUUAAUGAACUGGCAGCAUGCAACCAUGUAUCUCUUCUAUGGUAUCUCAGGGCUGGUAGAUAUUGUGGCACAUAGCACUAAUGUGUUACCAGUAGCAUUGGACAGAAUGAUGCUAUCCCUUGCAGUUUCUGUGGAAGGUUUUCUAUUUUAUUACCAUAUCCAUGGGCGUGCUAUGUUAGAUCUUCACGUGCAUCAGUUACUUUUAGUGGCCAUCUUUGCAACAGCCAUCUGCAUAUUCUUGGAAGUCUUCUUCCGUGGCAUCGUUGUCCUUGAGAUGUUCCGGACAAGUCUUUGCAUACUGCAAGGGAGCUGGUUCUGGCAGAUUGGAUUUGUACUUUAUCCUCCAAGUGGGAGUCCAGAAUGGAACCAAAUGGAUCAUAAUAACAUAAUGUUUCUCACAAUGUGCUAUUGCUGGCAUUAUGCAUUUGCACUUCUCAUAAUGGCAUUGAAUUAUACUAUUGUCAGCUGGGUAGUUCGUUCAAGACUAAAACAAGCCCCAGCAAUGGAAAUUGGAUUACUGAAAACGUCCGAACGAGACCAGGAGUCAGAAGAUGAGAUCUAGUUUAGCAUAGCUAUUUUCUCAUAGUAUACCAUCUCUACCUUCCGUUCCUGAGCUGUAAUGGUUUUGUUUACCAUGUCAUUUAGGCUUACACAAUCCGUG
Messenger RNA from Elgaria multicarinata webbii, 963 nucleotides. It is a transcript of the gene TMEM45A, whose product is annotated as transmembrane protein 45A. Lineage: Eukaryota; Metazoa; Chordata; Lepidosauria; Squamata; Anguidae. The record is from RefSeq and is a predicted model, not a curated record. The transcript has 5 exons. Bases 37 to 864 code for a protein of 275 amino acids.